AUGAACAGCCCAGACAAAAGUGAACUGUGCUAUCCUGACUUCUUCAAUUUGUCUUGUACAGGUUUGAUGCGCCCUCGCUCUGAGACUGUCCUCCUCUAUGCACUAUUCUCGUUCAUCUCCGUGUUCACUGUUACUCUUAACCUGCUGGUAAUAAUCUCAAUUUCUUACUUCAGACAGCUCCACACCCCCACCAAUGUCCUCCUGCUCUCUUUAGCUAUUUCAGACCUCCUUGUGGGGCUGCUGGUGAUGCCGGUGGAAACACUGCGAUUCAUAGAACCAUGUUGGCUGCUGGGUGAUAUCAUGUGUGCUCUCUCUUAUAUCAUUGGCUUCACUCUCACCUCUGCCUCAGUGGGAAACAUGGUGCUCAUAUCUAUUGAUCGCUAUGUAGCUAUUUGUUUUCCUCUGCAUUACCCUACUACAAUCACUUACAUCAGAGCAGAGGUGUCAGUGAGCCUGUGCUGGGCCUGCGCCCUCCUCUAUAACGGGCUCAUCUUAAAGGACCAUCUCAGGCAGCCAGACAGAUACAACUCCUGCUAUGGAGAGUGUUUGGUUGUGAUCAGUGUCAUUUCUGGAACUGUUGACCUUGUAUUCACUUUUAUUGUACCCUGCUCAGUCAUCCUCAUUCUGUACAUGAGAAUAUUUGUUGUGGCUGUGUCUCAGGCUCAUGCUGUGCAGCCUCGCUUUAGAACAGCUGCAGCCAGUACAGCGAAAUUCACUGCAAAGAAAUCUGAGAAAAAAGCUGCCAGGACUCUUGGUAUUGUGAUAUUUGUGUUCUUGCUGACUUUCUGCCCAUAUUACUAUCCAUCUCUAGCAGGACAGGAUACCUCAAACAGUGCUUCAUCUUGGGCUAUUGUGUCCUGGCUGCUGUAUUUCAACUCUUGUUUGAACCCACUGAUAUAUGCUUUUUUCUACCCCUGGUUUAGAAGAGCUAUCUCUUUUAUUGUCACCCUGAAGAUACUAGAUGGGGACUCCUCUAAUGCUAACAUACUUUAGCAUCACAAUGACAUUUUAUGUGUGUGAAGAAAAUGUUUUAAUAUUUAAA
Messenger RNA from Melanotaenia boesemani (Boeseman's rainbowfish), 1042 nucleotides. RefSeq names its product trace amine-associated receptor 13c-like. Gene Ontology annotation, biological process: G protein-coupled receptor signaling pathway. Gene Ontology annotation, molecular function: trace-amine receptor activity. Lineage: Eukaryota; Metazoa; Chordata; Actinopteri; Atheriniformes; Melanotaeniidae. Gene Ontology annotation, cellular component: membrane. The record is from RefSeq and is a predicted model, not a curated record. The transcript has a single exon. The coding region runs from base 1 to 993 and encodes 330 amino acids.